CAGGGAUUCAAAGACGAGACAGGAGCUCCCAGGCAGAGCCUAGAGAGGAGGAGCGAUGGGCUGCGGACCUUCCCAGCAAGCAGAGGACCAGAGCCAGAGCCAUGUGCCCUCCCCCAGGAAGGGCUGGGAAGAGGGAUCUAAGGCUGAUGUCAGAGUGACUUCUUCCAAAGAGAAUUGCAGCCCCCAAACUGAAGCUGCACGGUCCAAGGACACUGUAGACAAUGCUGAAAGUCUGUACCAACAAGCCCAGAUAGGAAGCUUGCCUGGGACUAUUCCAGAAAGUUCUCCACCUCCAAGUAAAAUAAAUGGGAGCAUAAAUUUAGAUGACACAGUGGCCAAUGGAAUAAUCAAUAAACCCCAACUCCUGGAAAGUCGGGAGCGACCAAAGUCAUCAGACAUCCUGGAAGAGUUAAUUGUCCAAGGAAUCAUACAGAGCCGAAGCAAAGUAUUUAGAAAUGGAGAGUCAUAUGAUGUCAUGGUGGACACUACUGAAAAGCCACUGAGAAAGCCACCGGCCAGACUGAAAAAGCUUAAGGUGAAAAAGGAGGUAAAAGAUUUCACAAUCCAAGACAUAGAAGAAAAGAUGCAGGCGGCCGAAGAACGCCGAAAGACAAAAAAUGAAGAAGUAAGAAAACGGCUCCGGAGUGACCGACUUCUGCCCACCGCUAAUUCUUCAGAUGCAGCUGAACCAGGAAGGGUGGAGGCUCUGUUUGCAAAAGGUCUCCCAGCUGUGAGCACCCCUGCUUUGCAGAGGUCCUACGUGCAGGAAGGAGAGCCACUAAAAAGGAAGAAGAGUGAAAGUGAUGUGGCCCCGAUGAUUAGGAACGACACCUGCGCAGCUUUGGGGAUUGUGGAGUCAGACAUGUAUUACAACCAAGAGGAUGACAUAUUCUAAUACUCCGUUUUCAAAAGGAAUCUCACAAAGUGGUCCAUUCUCUCGUGGCCUUUAAAAAGUGACUGGGCUCUACA
This is a messenger RNA of Peromyscus californicus insignis, 969 nucleotides long. RefSeq names its product stathmin domain containing 1 (gene Stmnd1). Bases 56 to 895 code for a protein of 279 amino acids. The record is from RefSeq and is a predicted model, not a curated record. Gene Ontology annotation, biological process: neuron projection development; microtubule depolymerization; regulation of microtubule polymerization or depolymerization. NCBI's taxonomy places the organism in Eukaryota, Metazoa, Chordata, Mammalia, Rodentia, Cricetidae. The transcript is spliced from 5 exons. Gene Ontology annotation, cellular component: cytoplasm; neuron projection. Gene Ontology annotation, molecular function: tubulin binding.